Molecule: messenger RNA, 6026 nt
Organism: Procambarus clarkii (red swamp crayfish)
Lineage: Eukaryota; Metazoa; Arthropoda; Malacostraca; Decapoda; Cambaridae
Product: ral GTPase-activating protein subunit beta
Biological process (GO): regulation of small GTPase mediated signal transduction; activation of GTPase activity
Molecular function (GO): GTPase activator activity
Source: RefSeq, a predicted model, not a curated record
CAGGUCACUUAUAAACGUCUGUAGACCGCGCAGAUCGAGCCCAUAGGGCGCCCUGCUGGUUUAUCGGGAGUCUUCACCUACACCUAUAUUGACUGGUCACAAACGGACCAGAGUGCUGUAGCUGCCCCUAUCCCAUUGCACCUAGUGGGAGUGUUGACCAACAACACCCAGCUGAUGGAGGCGUCAACCAGCACUGAUAUUCCUGCCUCAGACACUUCUCUUGUGCAAAAUGAGAUAUAUGACAAGUGCAUGAAGGUGUAACUCAAGGAUCAGAGAUGUUCAGUGACUGGCCAUCAGAACUAGUGCCUCAGCAAGGAUGGGGUGAUGAAGCUGCUAUAAGUGCUUUUAAGGAUGCAAUACCAUGGACUGUUGGGCGAGACUUUGUGGCAGGCACUGCCAAACACCUUGCUGGAAGUCUAGGCCUUACCAAACCUGGACCUCCUAUUAAAAGCAAGAUUAUACAUGAUAAACAGCUGCAAGUUUUAAUGCCUGCUCUUGGGCAUGGAUUGAGCUUCCCACUCUCAGAGAUAGACAUCCUGCGAGACUGUGUGAGUGUCUAUUGUGAAUGGCUCUCGGCACUUCUACCAAACCCCAAGAGCAGUGUUCCUGGCCCAAUUCUUAAUGAUCCAAAUCACUAUGCUAGAAUAAUAAUUAAUCAUUUUUACUAUCUCUUUGUUCCGAGAGGAGCACAAGGACCGGAUGUCAUAAAUCGGCAGGCGGUUUUGUGUCAUCGAGUACUUCGUACAUUGCAGAAUAUUGCACAAAAUUCUCCCUGCCUUAGUGAAGACACAUGGCAGACAUUACUUUUGUUUCUGUUGCAUAUAAACUCUGCACUAUUGUCUCCUCCAACCAUCAAAGUUCCAGAUGAGAGUGAGGGUGCACCCAGUUCCACUCUAAGUCUAAACUUUACUGGAGAUGUGCCUGAGGAUGCCGGAGAACAGUUGUGUGAACGUGUGUUAAGUGUUCUGUUUGAGACCUGGCUUCUGGCCUGUGCUCGCUGCUUCCCUCCGCCACCUCUCUGGAAUGCAUUGAGGGAAAGUUGUCAACGAUGGCGUCACCGUGUUGGGCUCAUUGACCAGUGGAACAGAAUAAACUUCGCAUUGACGCGUAAACUUAUUGGUUUUAUGUAUGGACCCACCUUCCCUGAAAUUAUGAUAUCUGCUGAAGAUGACCUUAAUAUUAUUCCUACAAACAUGAGCAGAGACUGCAUUGCACAAGUCUGGUACCGUAUUUUACAUAUCAUAGGAAACCCAGUGGAUCUGAGUCGGCAUACUGUCAUCAGCAAAACACCAGCUUUCCUCAAGUAUGCUAUCUCAUCGGCCCUGGUGAUUGAGCCCAGCCAGCAUCCUUGUCUCCAGAUGUUGCCUUCUAUAUUCCUCUCUGCAAUGAAAGGAGUAUCAGGAUUAGUGGAUGCCUUCUUAGGUGUUCCCAACACAUCACUAGAUACUCUCAAUCAAAAAGGUCGGCAAAUCUCCCCAUCAUCUUCAUUUUCUUUGUCUUCAGAGAGUAAAGAUGAUGCUUCACGGUUUCUGGCAAGUGGAAGACCCAAAUGCAAUAGUAUUUUGCAUCUCUUUGGCCCUUGGUUGUUUGAGGCUGCUCUAAUUAAUUGCAAUUUACAAGCCAGCCCAGGACCACAGCAUAAAUCAGAUGUAAGCGGGACUGCCAGUAAUGUCUCUCGGAGACCCGUUUCUGUGUUUGGUGGGGAGAGCAAUCGAAAAUCCAGUGACUCCUUAACACAAGGAGAUUCCCAUGCUGAGCGUCUCGCAAAUCUUACUCCUCAGCACUUCCAGAGUGGGAGAGCUGAGGCCCUUGGGGCUCUCUGCAGAAUAUUUUGUUCUAAAAAAACUGGCGAAGAAAUUUUGCCGGUAUACUUGGCACGUUUCUACAUAGCUCUGCACCAAGGUCUCCGCCAGGUUGAUCAUGCUCUUCCUGCUCCCCACCAUGAUACAAGUCAGAGCUCUUCUAACCGUAGUCAUGGGAUGAGGACUGGUAUAUGUAGUGAGACUGCAGCAAGCAUCCUGAUGAAUGGAGUGGAUUUGUUUCGUCUGGAUCUGCAGGGUGUGGUCAGCUUGGUGCCUAGUGUUUUGGGAGUGCUGGAGUGUGUUCUGCCAGAAGGAGAGCUCACAGCUCCUUCCCAUCUUCCAGUGACCCUCCUGCGACGAGCAGCCACUCAUGUACUGCUAUCCAUUCUUCCUUUGCCCCUUCACUUCCAGGGAUUACAGGUAAAGGAAGUUGGUAAUAACAGUGGUGAGAGACUGUCCCUGUCACACCUUCGUCCCCAACUUGUCAACCUUCUGACAAAUGCUCUUCAGUUGGAGACUGACCCAGCUAACACUCAGAUGUUGUUAGGAGGACUACUCUUCUGUGUACAAGAUGCUGCUCUGUGUGAAGUUAUGGAUUCCAUUUCUCAACUUAACUUUUCAACAGACCGAGACCACAACAUUAUGUCUUCUGGUGCCUCUGACACAGUUAGUUCGCAUGGUGACUAUAACAGCCUUCUGGACGAGAGCUGCGAAACCCUGCCAGAGGGGAGUCUGGGCCAAGUUGGCUCCCCAAACUUCAUCGGUACAUCCACUAGCCAUGCAACCUUGCCGAGUACUACAGAGAGCGAAGUUCAGCCAGUUUUAGAAGAUUCUGAUUCAGCACAUGCCUUGUUUGUGCGAGCAAUUUACCUUGUGUGUCACCGGCUCAUCUCUUCAUGGAAGAGUGAUGUUAAUGUUUCCUUGGCUGGCUUGGAGCUCCUCUCUGGUUUGGCACGUCUCAAUAUUGCAGAGCAAGAUGGGUUAGAGUGCAAGCGCGCUGUGAAGUGGCUGUGUGACUACAUAGCUUAUCAGUGUUCAAGACCUCCACGGGCACAUUCUAAGGACCUGCACUCGACUAUUGUUGCAGCUUUCCAUUGUGCAAGUGUGUGGUUAGUGGCUCACCCUUACCUUCUCCAAGACAAAGAAUGUCUUGCAACUGUACUGGAAGUUGUGGAACUUGGCAUCUCAGGAUCAAAGUCACAGGUUAAGUCCAGUGAUGCCCCUCGUCUGAAACACGAGAAAGAACUGAAGCCUGCCAGUAUGCGAGUGCGAGACUCUGCUGAAGCUUUGCUCUCCUGUGUGCUCUCUCAAGUUGGCACUUUUCCCUCUGUGUGCGGUGCCGAGUCAUUAUCAUCGCUACUGGAUGAGGUGACACUUCUGCGUCACUGCAACACCUGGGGCGGCUCAGACCAGCUCACAAGAGACACAGCAGCUCAACAUUUUCGCUAUUUUGUUGCCCAAAACUCAAUUAUGUUGGCCCUCUUAGAACAACCCCUGGGCAAUCAUCAAGAUCCUCAGCCGACAGUAACCGCACUCAUCCGUGGGCCAUUUGGUAGGGUGGCGUGGACCAUGCAGCUGCGUCACUUACCCAGGCAUAAAUCAUCGGCAAAGCUUUACACUGUUAACCCAGGACGUCCUUUGCCUAUGAAUGAUGUAGGAAUUAAGCACAAUGUCAAGCCUAAAUACUUCCCAGACAGUGUUGACCGCAUUCCUCUUUGCAAAGCGGACAAAUCUAUUCCUUCGUUGGAGAGCGUGAUCCUGAAUGACGAAAAAUCUGCAGUGGAGCAUGAUAAACUAUUACAAAUAUUGGACCACCAGAUUGCAUUUGAAGAGAACACUCGACGAGAGGUUGAGAGAGAGACAUCCGAGUACCCAGAUGUUGAAACAGAGUGUGUGGCCCCACCCCUCUGCUUAGAAUUUCAGACAGCUCGUCUUUUACUCUCUCACUUUGGAUUUUUAUCUAUUGAUGCAUUGCAGGAAUCGGUAGAAUCUGCAGUGCCAUCUUUAGUUGCUUUGGACUCUAGCAUGGCGGGAUUUGCUCGAGAUCUCGAUGUUCUUGAUACUACAAACAACCGAACUGUGGAUACUGCACACAUCUUUUAUGUUCAAGCUGGUCAGAGUGUGCCACAUGACAUUCUCACUAAUGUGGUGAGCUCAAGUUCCGUACAUCCUCAUUUCAUAGAGUUUUUGAAUGGUUUGGGUUGGACGGUGAGUGUUCACCAGCACCCUGGGUGGACCGGCCAUGUCUCGACUGCCUUCACAGUUACUUCACCACCACAAGAUGGUCCCAUUGAGCCCAAUCAUGGUGGCAGUGGCUUCAAUGGACGGUCACACGUUUUGUACUGGUCUGAUGCCCUGAGUGAGAUAGCCUUUGUUGUGCCAGCACCAUCUCUCGGUAACCCUUCUCCAGGUAGCCAACCACCCAGCACAGCCAAUAUCAGUAUGGUUGGCUUUGUUCUUGAACAAUGUGAUCGAGGUAGUGGUGGUGGUGGUUCUGGCAGUGAACGCUCAGACUCGCUUCCUCCUUAUGAUGGAGAUGUAGAUGCUGGAUCAUCAAUUUCCUCGCAUACUUCCCAGAUGUCAUAUGGUCAUGGAAGUGAAAACAAACAUCGCAAAUUUGGUCGUCAAACAAGUGCCAUAUCCUGCAGUGAUCACAAAGUGUACAUAGUGUGGAUGGAGAGUUUUGAUGAUUGUUACACAUUCCCAGCAAUUGAACUGCUGCCAGAGACUGUGACAGGUUUGGAAUCCAGCUCAUGGAAGGACAAAGAAGCUAAUAUAUAUAUCAUCUUCAUACAUGCUCUUGCUAAUGGCCUUUUUAGAAUUAAACUUCAGGGACAGAAUGCAAAAUUAAACAUGGCUGGGCCACUAGUGGAUGGACAGGUGGUGAGCAGAAGAGUUCUUGGCACACUUGUUAGACAGACGGCCAUAAAUAUGUGUAGGCGUAGACGACUAGAGAGCGACAGCUACCAACCUCCUCAUGUUCGGCGUAAGUUGCGUAUUCAGGAGAUGGUGCAGAAAUACAGAUAUGAGAUGAAUGAGCCAGAGUUCUACACCCACCUGUUUACCAGUCCUUUAUGUUAGAUAUAUCACUUAUUUAAUUGGACUCAUCGUGGUUGGAUGUAUUUAUCAGAGAACAGUAUUUAUUAUUUCUGUAGAGCAGUUGUGAACUUUAAAGUGCUCUAUAUAUAUAUUGUAAUUACAUAAGAACAUCCCUGUUUAGUAAUGUAGAUUAUUUGUAAUUCUUCAGGUAUAAAAUUUACGCAUGGAGAUUUAUAUUUUACAAACUGGGAUAUAUGUGCAUAAUUAAUUUCAUGUAUCUAUGGUAAUUAGUAAUUAUAAAUGUAUAUUUAUACUGUACAGUAAUUCAUGUUAUGUAAUAUAAGUAAAUCAGAAUACACAUCCUGAUAAUGCUUAGCAUCAGAAGCUAUCAAAUAUACAAAAAUAUGUAUAAAACAUAGUGAAGUGUAUUUACAUGUUGCUAGUAAAAUGGUAAUACCAAAGAAUAACUGACUUCAGCUAAUUAGCCUUUUGUUGAAAGUCCAUGUAGAAGUGUCUAUGCAUAGAAAAUCUAUGCAUUCUGUUUUUCUCUGGAAACAGAAAUACUCUUGGUUCUCCGUAUAUUAACUAUCUCGAUUGUUAUAUAUUGUGCCUUGCCUUAUAUCACCUUAUUACAAUUACACAAAAUACUGUAGAAACAUUAUGUGCUGAAACCUUCGUGGCAGUGUAUCCGGUAACCACAAAUUUGUACUCCAUAUAUUUCUAUUUAAAAAUAUUUAAACUAUGAGAGUUAUAACUUAAAUGAUAAACACAUGUUUAUCUUUUAAUAUAAUGUACAAUGUAAUAUACAAGAGCAGAAUGCCAUUAUGUAUCUGCUAUGUACAAUAUUUGUUAUGUACACCUAAAAGAUAAGUGUACUACAGUACAUAUACACCUUGUUUUUGGCUGGCAAAGCUUAGAAGUGUUACUGGCCUUUACUGAAAUAGUGGCAAGUAGUAAUACUUGGACAAUUACAUACAUUCCCCAAAGGCUGCCCCCCAGUGAGUGAUAUGUGAUGGUAACAAGUGACAUUAGUGCACUUUUGGCUGGCUGUGUUAGUCAAUCAUUCCAUGUAAGUUAGGGUACAGUUUAACAUAAUAUACUUAAUACUGUAGUUUAGAAUAUUACAUAGACUUUAUAAGCUAUUAUAAUUUUUUUUAAGAAACGCUAAUAAAUGAGAAAUUGUUA